UCACGACUUUUGACAGCGCUGGUUGGUUUCUGUGUUUAGUAUGUAGGGCACAACAGAAAUCAUUAUAUCGAAUAGAAUGACCCUCUUCCCAACCGGCCACCGCCAGAGCGGAGUCUCGAAAUUCUCUGUCGACCCUCCAAUUCCCCCCUUAUCCCGAUCCUACUCUCCAUUCCAAUAGCUUCUAAUCCACAAAUUCUAAUCUCAGUUUCGAACCUUGUUGAUUUGACAAAAUUAGGGUUCUUUCUGUCACUUGGUUUGUUUUUGUUCCCUUUUCAUAUUUUCUACCUCUGUUGGGAGGGAGGGUGUGUGUUUCUAUUCUCAUGAUGGAUGUUGCGACUGGUUGCAACAACUGUAGCAGUAGCCAGUUUGUUAGCGGGUCGGAGGAGUCCUGCGGCGUAUGCGGACGCACUAGCGGCGGCGAGGCGGGUGAGGGGCAGUAUUGGACGGUGAUGGAAGGCGGCGUAGUUGAAUACCAGGGGAAUCGAGUGCUCGAUUGCGUUCCCAAGUUGGUGGCUGGAGCCAUCUCUGGUGCGCUGACGGGGAUUUUCGCUUUAGCGGGAGCUUGUACAGGAGCAAUCACAGGUGCUUUUGCUGGUCGAGCCUCAGAUUGUGGAGUACUUCGGGGAGCUGGGCUGGGUGCAGUUGCUGGUGCAGUGCUUUCUGUUGAGGUGUUGGAGGCUUCUCGCGCUUACUGGGGUUUGGAACAGUCUGGUUCCCGAGGGCCAUCCUCCAUGGCAGAUUUCAUAGAAGAGCUUUUCCGGGGGAGGUUUAUUGAUCAUGAGCUUACACCAGCCAUGUUAACUGCUUACCAUUGGCAGCAGUUGAGCGUAACCAACAUAAGCAAUGAAGAGACGAACGACGUGUAUGGGGAAGUGGUACCCAGAGGGUUAUCUGGAGAGUUUCUUGACAAGCUGCCGUGUCAUGAAAUCAAAGCGAUGCAAACUGUCUUCUGCACCAUAUGCCUCCAGGAUAUUGGGAAAGGAGAGAUGGCCCGAAGUUUGCCUAAAUGUCAACACACGUUCCAUAUGGGCUGUGUGGAUAAGUGGCUCGUAAGGCAUGGCUCUUGCCCUGUUUGCCGCCAGGAUGUAUAGUUUAGCUUGCUUGCUUUACUUUGCUUUCCUGUAAAUAUCCUUCCUUUUUUGUAUGUCUAUAUUUAUAUGGUGGGAGAUAGCGCUGGAGUAAUAAUGAAGGUUGAGUUUGCUUGUAACUGCAACUAGAUUUGUAUUUUCCAUCAAUGAGUUGUUUGAAGCUUUGCUUGCGGCAGGAUUACUGUGUCCCGGGAUCUGACACUCUGCUUCAUCAAUAUAAUUGUUAGUACCCUCUUAUCGCA
Molecule: messenger RNA, 1330 nt
Organism: Linum tenue
Lineage: Eukaryota; Viridiplantae; Streptophyta; Magnoliopsida; Malpighiales; Linaceae
Source: the annotation of a GenBank genome assembly